Molecule: messenger RNA, 4797 nt
Organism: Cannabis sativa
Lineage: Eukaryota; Viridiplantae; Streptophyta; Magnoliopsida; Rosales; Cannabaceae
Product: nonsense-mediated mRNA decay protein 2-like
Exons: 3
Coding region: 2546-3553 (335 amino acids)
Source: RefSeq, a predicted model, not a curated record
UGAUUUUACUGAGCCAAACACCGAGUUCCAUGUUACCGGGCACCGGAAAUACAAAAUUAUGAAAACUACUAAAUGACAUAAAGAUGCACCUCUUAAUUCAAUAAUAACAGUAUAAAUAAUUAUUUAAAUAGCUAUAAAUAAUUUCAUAAUUAAACGUGAUUAACUGCUAAUUUCUAAAUUAAACUAAGCGGUCUUUACAUAAUGCUUGUAGCAUUCUCAUUACAAUUGAACUCCCUUUUUUUUUAUAGAAUUCUAUUCAUAUUUAUAGGCGAGAGUUGGGAAGUAUCUCAAUGCUCUUGGUAAAUCCUCAUUUACUCUCUAGGCCCUAUGUGGCUUUUUUCUAGGCCGAGGAAAUAAUUUCUGGUAACGGACGUAUGGGGUAGGACCUAAAGUAAGAGUUUGGUGAGACAACAUUGGAGGUGUUCACGGCUGAUGGGACAGUGCAAAAGGAAGUCGUCAAUAAGCGAUAAUAGGAAAACAUAAUGUCAAAAAAAAUAUGGGUUAAAUCCAAAAAAAAAUCAUAUUUCUAAGUACAAAUUCAUUUUGUCGUCGGUAAGGAAAGAGUCACCUACAAUGCUCGGAGGCCGAGACUAUGACUUAACUUUGGGAACUCUCCUAGGAUCUUUGUUUGUUCUCGGAUACCAAUGUAUCUACCAGAAGUUCUCAUGAUCGGAGUAUUAAUAUCAAUUGGUCAUCUCGUUCAUGUGGCAUGUGGCUGAUUCUCAAAUGGCCACAUAUUUUUGGUAAAAAAAUAUGGACAACAAUAACACUAAGCUAUUUUAUAAUGGAGUGCUUCCAAUGCUCUAAGCAGUUUAAGAUGGGAAAUUUACACCCACUACUGAUUUUUCCCAUUUUAUUACAUUUAUACUGUGCCACGCUGGAAACAACAUUUAUACUGUUUUUUUUUUUUUUUUUUUUUGCCUUUUAAACUUUAGCCGUGUAAGGGAUUUUCAUUGCCACUUGUCACGAUAGGGUUUUGCCACGUUUUUUUUUUAAAAAAAAAAAAAUUUAAUUGUUUGAUUUGACGGUUAUGUGUUCUGAUCAAAAAGUAUUGUGUUUAUGUAUUUUUCUUUUAUUUUUUUUUUUAUUAUUUUCGAAUCUAAAUUUUGUAAUUGGUAAUCUCUCUCACCUCAACUGUUCAUCUUCUUCCCCAUUUUCAGUUUGCUUAGACGGUUGUAAUAGUGGGUGGUUUUUUAAUUUUAAAAAAUUUCAAAUCCCAUCCCACUAUCUUAAACUUCCCUCUCAUUUUCCCUCCCAUUUUUAUUAUUUUUGUCUAUAAAUACCUUCAUAGUUCUUCAUAAUGGCCGUUACUCGUUCAUCACCAUCUCCGGCCAAAGUUACAAAACCCACAAAACAAUCGCAGAAAACCAGACCCAAAUCAAAAAUGGGUAAAAAAAAUCUGAAAGAGAACCCUCCUAGCCCCACUUCCCCUUCUGUUAAAAGAAAAACCAUUGCUGGACCUUCGAAGAACACUCGAGGAAAAAGACCUCGAACUGUUGUUGAAAAUUCAAACUCAGAUUUUGAGUUGGAUUCUGAAUUUCUUAAGUCGCCUGUUUCUGUUAAGGUAUUUUACUAUUUAUCUGUUGUUGUUUUUGAGGUUUUUUGUUUUUUUGUUAAAUUCGAUUUUUGAAGUUCAUAUAUCUGGGUAUUUGUUUGUUUUUGUUUAUGUAUUUGUAAUUGUUUUAUAUAUCUUGUUUGAUUUAUUUAUGUGUUUUUGUUAAUUUUUUAUUUGUUGUUUUGUUGGUGUUGUUUUUUUUUAUUUUAGGGCAAGGGUAAAUCCCCUGUGAAGGUGUUGCCAUCAUCAGGUGUUUCUGAAGAAAUUCCUGUUAAUAGGAUUGUUGAGGUUUGUCAUGUUAUGCAUUCUGUUCUAUGUUUUUUUGUUGUUUUUUUGUUGUUGUUAUUUUCGUAGUGUUUUAUGGUGUUUUAUCAGUGUUUUCAUUGUUCUGUUUUUUAGGAUUGGGAAUGCAAGUACACUCGAUCUCAAUUUUAUCAUUCUAGAGUAGUAACAUCUGGGUAUUACUCUGUACUUGGUGACAUUAAGAGAAUUUUAAAUGAAAGCCAAUUGGAAAUUUUUUCAAAAUCUGUGUUUGGUUAUUUUCUUCGAAUUCCUGAGUACAUAAUUCAUUACCAAUUGCUUCAUUGUUUGCUGUUGAGGGAGGUUCAGCAGCCUAAUGGGUUGGAGUUUUGGGUUUGUGUCCAAGGGAAAUACCUUAGGUUUAGUAUCGAAGAGUUUGCGUUGGUCACGGGGUUAGAUUGUCAUGUUGAUUCUGAUUUUUAUCAGUUUAAGCAAGAUGAUAAUGAAUUCGUCAAAUCUUGUUUUAAGGGGUACAAAAAAAUUACCAAGGGUGCUAUUCAGACUGCUUUUAUUGCUGACAAUCUUAAGGAUAACGACGAUCUUGCAGUCAAGUUGGUUGUAUUGUAUUUUGUGCAGUGUUAUUUGUUAGGUGGUCCCCCGGGUAAAGUUGUUUCGUCUGAGGAAAUAGAUGUUGUGGAUAGUGGUCGAUAUAAUGAAUUUGGGUGGGGCAAGCAUUGUUUUGAUAUCACUAUGCAUUCUUUGAAGGGUAAGAUAGAUUCUGGUUAUAAGAGGGUAGUUCGUAGUGACGAGGAUGGUGGGUAUUACAGGUUAUUGGGUUUUCCUUUGGCUAUUCAAUUCUGGUUUUUCGAGUGUUGCCCGUAUGUUAUUGGGAAACUAUCCUUGUACUCAAAUGUUGGCAUUCCAAGGAUUUUGAAUUGGCCUAAAUUACCCAAGGACAAGGAGGGUAUGGUGAAAAUGGAUGUCAUGAACACCCUCAUUUUCGAUCGGUCUUUGAAAGAGUUAAAAUUAAGAAACCUCACUCCAACUUCCGUUGAGAGAUUGAGUUUGAGCCUCACUGAUUUUUUCUCUGGUGAGACUACUCCCGAGGCUGUGAAAUUCAAAAUUAAAGGUGGUUCCAAGCCUGCUGGUCAACCUGGCUUGAUGGGUUCUUCUUCAUCAACUGCUCAUGAGAAUGUCUCCCGAGUUGAGUUUGAGGAAUUUAAAAAGUGUUUAUCUGUUGUUGUCAGCCAGCAAGGGAUUCUUAUGAAAUCUGUUGCUGAGAUGAACAAGAAGCUGGACAUUCUUAUUGAGUCAUCCCAAGGUGGUCUCACUCACAAUGGAUCUCAGUCUGAAGAUGCUCUUCGUACUUCAGAAAAUGAGGAUGAUGAAGAUUCCACUUCGGAGGAAGACGAGGAUGAUAAAUUCGACGAUGACAAAGGAGAUGAUCAUCAUGACGAUGAAACUGAUGAUGAUGAUGAUGAUCUGGGUGGAGAUGGUGUUGGUGCUGGUCAGGAUGAGGCUCACACGGGCGAUGUUCGUAACGAUGAGGGUGUUGUUGUCCCCGCGGUUGUUUCGAGGGAUGAUGAUACCGGCAAGGUGGAUGAUGCCAAGAAUUCUGACCCUGUGGAACCUAUUGCAGAGAUCAAACAGGUGUAUUUCUUGUUUGGACAUCAUUUUUGUUUGUGCUUUUUUGUGUGUAUUUCUGUGUUUUGUGUUUGUUUUAAUAGUUUUUUACUGUUUUUUUUGUUAUCAGCCUGAACAGUCUCAAGGUGGGGAGGAGAACAUUGAUGUUGAUGCAACAAUUGCAUCUGCUGUUAAAGCUGUGGAGAAUUUGGUUUGUGUUUAUGUUUUUUUUUUUUGUAAUUUGUAUUUAUUUGGUAUUCUAUUGUUGUUUUUAUGGUGUUUUUAUUGUACUAUUUGAAAUUUAAAAAUAAGUCUUUUUAUUUAUCCUUUCUCUUUUUUAGAUUGGUUCCUCAACUCAUGCCCCUGCUCCUGUUGAGACUUCUGAGAAGACUGAUCUUGAAAUGGUUGUUUUUCAAGAGACUCCUAUUUUACGUCCUCAAAAGAGGGAUCGGAAGAAAGGAGCUGUUUUGAAAUCCCCAUUCAUUGAGCUUGCUUCUGGUGCAUCUAAAUCAGGUUCAUCCUCGGUUUCUCCUGAUGAUUCUGUGUAUAAGGUCGUUAAAUAUGUGCGUGGUUUGUGCCCGUUGGACAACAAGAUUGGUGAACCUGUCGAUCCGCAAUUGGAAGCUGAGUUUGUCAAGUGGGUUGAUACAGGUCUUAGAAAGCAUAAAUCUAAGUAAGUAUUUUUGUAGGUGUUUUCAGUUGUAUAUCUGUUAUCGUUUUCUAUUUGUUUUUUAUUUUUUCAUUUGUGUUUUGAUAUUUUUUUAUUUGUUUUUUUUUAGCACAACAACUAAUGUGUAUUGUAAGGGUAAGGACACUAUAUUUCCGCCAUUUCGUUUUGGUGUUGAGGACAUCAGCAACAAGAUGUGGUUUCACAACCUUGCCUACCCGAAUUGUUUCCUUACCAAUUCUGUAAGUUUUUAUUUUAUUAUUAUUAUUUUACAUAUUGUUUUUUUAUUUAUUUUUUUUAAUGUUUUUAAGUGUUGUUCUGUUAGUUUUUUAUAAGUUUGAAUGUUUUUUUACUUACUUUUUUUUAUCUGUUUGUUCAGCACAUUGACAUCAUUUUCUAUUAUCUUCGUAAGAAAAUAAUGUACUCAGCCGAGCCGAAAAUCAAAGUCACCACAACUGAUUGCCUCUUUUGUUCUAGCAUAACAACUUUGUAGGAGAGGUUUGUUGAGAAAAACAACGAUAUAUCGGUGUUGUCUCUUUCUCACAAUGUGGCCCAGUAUAUUCAAGGUGGUAAGAUAUUAUGUGCCACUCCUUGGCAUUUGGUUGAUCAUGUUGUUAUGCCUAUCAAUGUAAAAUUACAGGAUCAUUGGAUUUGUGGUCGUCUUAACAUAGUUGACAGGCGCAUAUAUCUGUACAAUUCAUUGCGUUCUGGG